Messenger RNA from Aspergillus terreus NIH2624, 2418 nucleotides. RefSeq names its product putative alpha-galactosidase (gene aglA). Gene Ontology annotation, biological process: carbohydrate metabolic process. Gene Ontology annotation, molecular function: hydrolase activity, hydrolyzing O-glycosyl compounds. The coding region runs from base 1 to 2418 and encodes 805 amino acids. NCBI's taxonomy places the organism in Eukaryota, Fungi, Ascomycota, Eurotiomycetes, Eurotiales, Aspergillaceae. The record is from RefSeq and is a predicted model, not a curated record. The transcript has 2 exons.
AUGAAAGCCCUCUUCGCAGCCAUAACAAUGGCACACGCACUCCUCCAAACCCAAGCCUCCCUCCAAAACCCCAACCUCCUCCCCACUCCCCCAAUGGGCUUCAACAACUGGGCCCGCUUCAUGUGCGACCUGAACGAGACCCUCUUCGUCGAGACCGCCGACGCAAUGGCCGCCAACGGUCUCCUCGCCGCCGGCUACAACUGGCUCAACCUCGACGACUGCUGGAUGACGCACCAGCGCGCGCCCAACAACUCGCUCAUGUGGAACACGACCAAGUUCCCGCGCGGCCUGCCCUGGCUCGGCUCAUACGUCAAGGCCAAGGGCUUCCGCUUCGGCAUCUACGAGGACGCGGGCAAUCUGACCUGUGGCGGGUACCCGGGGUCGCUGGGGCACGAGGAGCUCGACGCGCGCACGUUUGCAGACUGGGGCGUCGAGUAUCUCAAGCUGGACGGGUGCAAUGUCUUCCCGGAGGGAGGGCGCACGUCGGAGCAGCAGUACGAGCACCUGUAUGGGCUGUGGCAUCGGAUCCUCAGCGGCAUGCCGCAUCCGCUGGUGUUUUCGGAAUCGGCCCCGGCGUACUUUGCCAACGAGAAGAACCUGUCGGACUGGUAUACCGUUAUGGACUGGGUGCCGCGGUAUGGGGAGCUGGCGCGGCAUUCGACCGAUAUCCUCGUGUACGCCGGGGAGGGCAGCGCGUGGGAUAGCAUCAUGGUGAAUUACCGCUAUAACACGCUUGUCGCGCGCUACCAGCGUCCGGGCUACUACAAUGACCCCGAUUUCCUGAUCCCCGAUCAUCCGGGGUUGACCAUGGACGAGAAGAAGUCGCAUUUUGGGCUGUGGGCGUCGUUCGCGGCGCCGCUAAUUAUCAGCGCGUAUAUUCCGGGCUUGAGUGAGGAGGACAUUGGGUACUUGACCAACCGGGACUUGAUCGCGGUCGACCAGGACCCUCUGGCGCAGCAGGCCACGCUGGCGAGUCGAGAUGACGAGGUCGAUGUGUUGACGAGGAGUCUGGCUGAUGGGAGUCGGUUGGUGAGCGUGUUGAAUCGGGGGAAUAGCUCCGUGCAGAGAGUCAUUCCCUUGCAGUGGCUGGGUCUGAAUCCGGGGCAGCGAUAUCAGGCCAGGAAUCUGUGGGAUGGCACGGAAAAGCGCAUUCGAAAGGAUCUCACAGUCACUGUGCGAUCACACGCAACGGAGAUUUACAAAUUCACGGGCUCGAAUGGUCGAGUUGAUGCUGUCUCCACGGGCAUUGUGUUCAAUACUGCAUCCGGCAAUUGUCUUACUGGCGAUGCAGCUGGUGUUGGAUUUGCGCCAUGCACUGGUGGUGAGAAGCAGAUAUGGCAAGUCCGUGGAUCUGAGCUCCGUCCACUGUCUCUUUUGGGCGAGUGCUUGACUGCAGAUGGGACUCGACUGUCUCUUCGUCCAUGUGCAGGUGAUGAGGCGCAGAUGUGGUCAUAUCACAUUUCAGGGAAUUUGAAGUCAGGACACGAAGGUGGCUGUUUAACUGAGGGCCAUGGCGUCGCAUCUUGUGGGUGGGAAUUGAACAGCCAGGUGUUUGGGCUGCCUAGUGGUCAGCAAGGUGUUAGAAGGGUUCCAUCUCCAAUGCAAGCUCUCCCCUUUGAUUUAGACGUCGUCGAGAUGGACAACCACCCAAAGAUCGAGUUACUCCGGGCAGAGGUCGACGAGAACGAUGAAAGCUAUUUCCGUCUACUGGUCGAUGGCCGGACAAUCAAGUACAUCACCAUCGGGCCUGGCAUCUACAGCACCGAGGACAUGUGCUUUGGUCCUUCUCUAGUCUCUAUCCUGCCUGAACUUCCUCCUGGAGACUGGAACGACGGGCUCGUGGCCCGAGACGCCGACGAUCGACCGCAUUUUGCAUCUGCUCAGCACACCCAGUUCCCGGGAGUCCAAAACACCUGGCACGGAACCUACAUCGAAUACAUGGACCUGUUGAUUGGGCGGAAACUACGAACGGGGAUCUAUGAAGUGCGAUGCGCGUCGUUCGAUAAUGCUGUCGUCGGAAAAUUCGCCCGCUUCCCCUGGGAGAUUCAAUACAUGGAGAACGAAACUGCAGCCUAUCAAUGGAUCUCCGGACAUGAUAUUGGACCCCAGUUUCUUGGUCACUUGACUGAAAAUGGGAGGGUAAUCGGGUUUCUGAUAGAGUAUAUCCCCAAUGCACGGCACGCGAGCUCUCAAGACAUUGCGGCUUGCAGGGAGGUAUUGUCUCGGCUGCAUGCGUUAGGGAUCCGACAUGGCGAUAUCAAUCGGUUCAACUUUCUUGUCCAAGAUUCAAAAGCUACGUUGAUCGAUUUUGACACGGCUCGGAAAUGUGACGAUCGGAAGGUGCUUCUGCAGGAGUUGGAAGGGUUACCAGCCAGCCUGGAAGAUCUCUCGUAUAGAGGAGGUGGAGGCCUUCUAUGA